AUGGUAGGAGCCUUUUGCGGUAGGAAACCAUAUCCUACUCAGAACGUUCUUGGUGCCAUUGAUUUUGAUUUGAAGUUUACUUACAUACUUUCCGAUUGGAAAGGCUCCGCUCAUGAUGCACUAGUAUUAAAAGAUGCUAUUGAAAGACCAAAUGGCUUAAAGAUACCUCAAGGAAAAUAUUAUCUUGUAGACGCUGGUUACUCAACAAAGGUGGGAUUUAUCGCACCAUGUCGUGGAGUUCGAUACCAUCUUCGUGAGUAUAGUGAACGUUCACCCACAGACUAUAAGGAACUAUUCAAUCUUAGAUAUUCAUCAUUGCGUACUUCUAUAGAGAGAGCAUUUGGUUCCUUAAAAGGUCGUUUCAAAAUUCUAGCAUCAAGACCUUUUUUUCCUUUCUGCACCCAAGUGGAUCUUGUACUUUUUUGUAGUAUUCUACAUAAUUUUGUUAUUACAAAUGGUGGAGAUGAUUUGAUUCUUUUUGAAGAAGAAUGGGUUAAUCAAAACCUUUCUCAAGUGGGACGGUCAGUGAGAGAGCAAAGAGAUGAGGCAAGAGAGUGGUUGCAAAAGCGUGAGCUAAUAGCCAAAGAUAUGUGGGCUAAUAGAAGGGUGUAA
Asparagus officinalis (garden asparagus) is the source of this 612-nucleotide messenger RNA. RefSeq lists its product as uncharacterized. The record is from RefSeq and is a predicted model, not a curated record. The coding region runs from base 1 to 612 and encodes 203 amino acids. The transcript is spliced from 2 exons. Lineage: Eukaryota; Viridiplantae; Streptophyta; Magnoliopsida; Asparagales; Asparagaceae.